This is a messenger RNA of Lactuca virosa, 732 nucleotides long. NCBI's taxonomy places the organism in Eukaryota, Viridiplantae, Streptophyta, Magnoliopsida, Asterales, Asteraceae. The record is from the annotation of a GenBank genome assembly.
AUGUCGGUGCAAGUUCUUCAACCUCAAUCGGUGAAUGGUGGUUCUGCAUAUGGUGGCAACGCUCAAUACCAACUAGGUCAGGUGGUAUCGGUUCGAGUUUGCAGGGAUUUGUCUACUCGACGAUCUCUUGGCUACGACUAUGUCAACUAUGUGAACCCACAAGAUGCUGCAAGGGCGAUAAAGGUGCUGAACUUCACACCUCUCAAUGGAAAGUCUGUUAGGAUAAUGUAUUCCCAUCGCGAUCCCAUUGUAUGCAAAAGUACAUCUGGGAAAAUAUUUAUCAAGAAUUUGGACAAGGCAAUUGACCAAAAAGCACUACAUGACACAUGCUUUACAUUUGGCAACAUCAUUUCUUGCAAGAUUCCCAUUGACAUGACUAGUCAGUCAAAGGGUUAUGGGUUUAUGCAGUAUGAUACUGAGGUAGCUGCACAACAAGCCAGUGAGAAGCUCAAUGGCAUGCUUCUGAAUGACAAACAAGUGUAUAUAGGCCCUUUCCUACAUAAGCAAGAAAGAGAAUUGGUUGUUGACAAGAGAAAGUUCACUAAUGUCUUUGUUAAGAACCUAUCAGAAUCAAUAAUAGAUGAUGACUUAAACAAGACAUUUAGUGAAUACAGAACAAUCACAAGUGCAAUUGUGAUGUGGGAUACACUAACACUCCCCCUUAGAUUCGGAAGCUCGAUGAGUGUAUCGCCUAAGUCUCCAGGUAUGGAUUUGACCUAUUAUCUUAUUUAA